Messenger RNA from Melanotaenia boesemani (Boeseman's rainbowfish), 4756 nucleotides. RefSeq names its product zinc finger, FYVE domain containing 1 (gene zfyve1). Lineage: Eukaryota; Metazoa; Chordata; Actinopteri; Atheriniformes; Melanotaeniidae. The coding region runs from base 790 to 3120 and encodes 776 amino acids. Gene Ontology annotation, molecular function: zinc ion binding. The transcript has 13 exons. The record is from RefSeq and is a predicted model, not a curated record.
GUCAUGACUGUCUCGUGUACUUUGAUAACGACUGUUAAUGUAAAUGAUACUUCCUUCAUUUCCCAAAAUGCAUUGUGUUUCUAUAACUUUUGACCUCUGGAUGAAAACAAGCCGAUCAGCUGAUGUAAAUUGCAACAACAUCUACAGAGGGCUGCUGAUACAACAUAGCUUAGCUCAGCCAGCUAACUUCAUACCCGACGUUAGCUAUAUGUGGCAGUCGGGAGGAUGGUGCAAGACAGUAAACGUGUCCAGUUUUAGACCGUGUUGAGGCAGCGUUUUAGUUAACGAGACGCCUGUCGAACUGGUAGCAACUGCUAGGUCAGUGGACCGAAAUGAAGGUUGUUUGUUUGUUUCCACAAAAAUAUUUCUCUUUGUGUUGUAGCGAAUUUUAGCUAAUGGUUCUGUAUUAUUGAGUUUCACGGUGUAUUUUGGGGGCAUUAUGACGAGCAUGCAGGGCUAUAACUAGGAACUUAGCAUCGUCUGGCGAGCUGAAACGUUUCUAGAAACAAGACAAAAGAUAUAGGGCUGCUAAUGUUAGCUUGCCAGCUGUUAUGCCAAAACAACAAAAGUAAACAAUAGCCUGAGUAAGUGUCUUUGGAAUUGCUUGGCUUAAGAUUGUACAUGUUUAAGUUGUAAUAAAGUACUCAGUUAUACUUUUGACAGCAUUUCUAAAGAGUAAAUAUUAUAUAUAUUUUGUUGAACAAGAAGGUUUCCUGUCACCUGCUCAUAGAGAUUGACCUAAACAUGCCAUAACUGUACAUUCUUCACUUUUGGAAUACCAGGUUUAACAUGAGUGGUCAAAGUCCAGCAGUGGAUAAAGGAAUGAACACAGUCCUAGUCUGUCAAGAGAGUUACGCCUGUGGAGGCUCAGAUGAGGCUGCAUUUGAAUGUGAUGAAUGCGGCAGCUUGCAGUGUACCCGCUGUGAACUGGAGCUCCAUCGCCAGGAGCGUAUGAGAAAUCAUGACCGGGUUCGGAUCACACCGGGGCAUGUUCCCUUCUGUGACUCCUGUAAAGGUGACAACAGCUGCGCUGUCAGACUCAGAGCGGUGGUUCGCUGCCAGGGUUGUAAGAUCAACCUGUGUUUGGAUUGCCAGAAACGCACUCAUGGCGGAGUCAACAAGAGAAAGCACCCUCUGACACUUUAUCCACCUGCCAAAGCUCCUCAGGACAGCAGUGUAACUGCUGAGGAGUCAGAGAUGGAGAUCCUCAAAUCCAAGCUGGAGAAGGUGUGCAGCUUCCUCUUAGUUGAUGAGAAGGAGGAGAUGCAGGUGAAGGAUGAAGAGGACUUUGUCAACAGACUGGGCUGCAAACCAGAUGAGCUCCUUAAGGUGGUCUCUAUCUUUGGGAACACUGGAGAAGGCAAAUCCCAUACUCUAAACCAUACCUUCUUUCUUGGAAGAGAAGUGUUCAAAACCUCACCCACCCAAGAAUCCUGCACUGUAGGAGUUUGGGCAGCUUUGGACCCUCUUCAUAGGGUUGUCAUCAUUGACACAGAGGGAUUGCUUGGGGCUGGAGCUAAUCAGGGGCAACGAACACGUCUUCUCCUCAAGAUCCUGGCUAUCUCUGAUGUGGUUAUCUACCGAACACAUGCUGAUCGUCUCCAUGACGAUCUCUUCAAGUUCCUUGGUGAUGCAUCAGACGCCUACUUGAAACAUUUCACAAGGGAGCUGAAGGCGACUACAACCCGCUGUGGUCUGGAUGUUCCGUUGUCCACCUUGGGCCCUGCGGUUAUCAUCUUCCAUGAAACUGUCCACACUAAGCUCCUAGGAUCAGACAAACCAUCUGAAUCAGCGGAUCGUCUGCUCCAGGAGCGUUUCAGGAAACUGGGCCUGUUUCCAGAAGCUUUCAGUUCCAUCCAGUACCGUGGGACUCGGACCUACAACCCUCCUACAGACUUCAGCGGUUUGCUGCGCAGCCUGGAGCACCAGCUGGACAACAACACCACCCGCUCGCCACGUUCUGCAAGCGUCAUCUAUAAAGCUCUGAAGGCCCUGAGUGAGCGCUUCAGUGGAGAGAUUCCAGAUGAACAUAUGGCCAGUAAUUCCUUCUUUCCAGAUGAGUAUUUUACCUGCUCCAGUAUCUGCCUCAGUUGCGGGUCAGGCUGUAAAAGAAGCAUGAACCAUCUAAAAGAAGGGCUUGACCAUGAAGCUAAACAACGUUGCCGCUACUCUGCACAGUAUGACAACCGCAUCUACACUUGCAAGGCUUGCUAUGAAGGGGGAAAGGAAGUGAUAGUGGUUCCCAAAACAACAGCCUCUUCUGACUCACCGUGGUUUGGCUUGGCCAUCUAUGCUUGGUCAGGAUAUGUAAUUGAGUGUCCCAACUGUGCAGUGAUCUACAGAAGCAGGCAGUAUUGGUAUGGAAACCAGGACCCUGUGGAAACAGUGGUCAGGACAGAGAUCCAACACAUCUGGCCUGGGUCUGAUGGUUUUCUGAAAGACAACAACAAUGCUGCUCAGAGGUUGUUGGAUGGAGUCAAAUACAUUUCUCAGUCUGUGUCUGAACUCAGCGUCAAACCUGCCAAAGCUGUCACCUCCUGGCUUACCGACCAGAUUGCUCCUGCCUAUUGGAAACCCAACUCUCUUAUUCUGAAAUGCCAUAAAUGUGGGGAAGAGUUCCAGCCCAACGACACCAAGCAUCACUGUCGUGCUUGUGGAGAGGGUUUCUGCGACACCUGCUCCUCUAAAACCCGGCCAGUCCCAGAGAGGGGCUGGGGCCUCGCACCUGUCAGAGUCUGUGAUGCAUGUUUCCACGACAGGGGGAUCCCAACUGAGCUACUGGAUGCUGCAUUGGAGGAGGAAGGGGGCACCCUGAUAGCCAGGAAAGUCGGGGAGGCUGUUCAGAACACUUUAGGUGCUGUAGUUGGUGCCAUUGACAUACCUCUCGGCUUAAUGAAAGACGCAGCUCGCCCAGCCUACUGGGUCCCGGAUCAGGACAUCCACUCCUGUUGCGAGUGCCAAAGGGAGUUCACGCCACGUCUGUCCAUCCAUCACUGUCGCGCCUGUGGCCAGGGUGUGUGUGAUGAAUGUUCUCAGGAACGCCGCCCCGUGCCGUCCCGUGGCUGGGACCACCCGGUGCGGGUCUGUAACGGCUGCGGCCAAAAGCCUGGGGAUCUCUAGCAGGACAGGAAUUGGAGGUCAGAACAGGAUGGUUGAAGAUGCGAGCCGUCCUGAAAACAGGAAUGAAGGAAACAGGAAGGGAGAAAACAGACUUCUCUUUGGGCUUUUCUAGCAGCUUUUAAAUUGUGGCAAGUUGGACUCGUGUUCAUUGCUUUUUAAUUCUGGCCUCACAUCACUUCGGUCCCUUGAUUUUUAUUUCACUUUGAUAUGCCUCUAAUUUUCACUGUGAAGAAUACCAGUCAGAAUGAAACUUGAAUUUUUAAGAGGACAGGAGAGACUAAACAACUCAGAGAAGAUCAAGCGGAGUUCCAGCUGAUCUCAGGUGAUUUUCCAUGCGCCCCCUUUCGAUCCUUCCAAAUUGCAGUUAGGCACAUGAACCUUUUACCUUUUUUGACAAUCCUUGCCAGUGUUACACUACUACUAUCAGCACCUUUUAUCUAAUUUGGCGCCGCUCAUUUAAACAAUUUAUAAAGAGAAGAACUGACUGAUAUUAUACUGACUGUAGCCAUUUACAUGCCGUAAGGUGGUUUCUGCAGGAUCUUUGGAUCUGACGAUCGGGAGUUUUGAAGAUCAAAGAUUUUCAGCACAUUUAAUUUUCAUCCUUAUUCAAACAACUCUGGAGUUUUUCUUUUAUUCAACCCUGCUGCCACGCUUUUGAUUCAAGAUGGUGUAAGAAUAAUCAGAAGCCACUGGUGUACUGUAGCAUCAAAAUGCAUUCCAAAUAAUCUUACUUAGUUACAACUACCUACUCAAUCCCUUGAUCCUUUGUGGUUAUUUGUGCACUUGAAAGGGCCGACGAGUAAGCAGCCUUAAUGACGCUGUCCACGUUAACUACUUACAUUUGACAUGAAAUACACAUUAAGUAUUUGGGAAAUAGUUUACUGUAACAGGGAGAUGUUUAAAUUGUGUUUUAAAUGUGAAAACUACUAUCUUAACAGGACUAGUCUGACUGCAGCACGAUUGAAUAUAACAGGGACUGCUUUACUAAGAGUGGCUGGCUCACAGUAGCAAUAAGGUACAGAACAGUUGUUUGAGGCUGGCCCCUCAAAACAGAUGAUUUGGGGAGUAAUCUUUACUCUAACUCAGGCCAUGUGGCUAGUUAGCUUGGAGCUUUUAACGAGCUACAAGUGUUUGCAUGUAUUGCAGCUGGAUUAUCAGAUAAAUGUGGAUAUAAUGAAGCAAGGUUAUUCACCAAAUACCUAGGCUUCGUGAGAUUUGACUGCGGUUUGGUUAUAAAAUCAACAAUUAAGCUGAGAUGACUCGAGUCAGAAUUAUCUUAUCACUGCUUCUAUCUCAGAGGGAGACGAUCAUAUUACAUGGAUCCCAUCAAUAAAUUGUGUUCAUGUAUUCUUAUCAAGUAUUAAACUACAGAACCUCUAAUAUGUGUGUGUCACUUCAGAGGAAAUGGAUGCAACUGUUGAUUGUGUUUUCUAAAAUAUUUAUUACAGGACCAAGAUUUCAGAGUUGAAAAUGUGAUGAUUAAAAAUAUACACAUCAAUCAUCAUUUUAAAAAAUCUGGGUCACAAAAAUCCCGAAUUAAAUAAAAAAAAUUUUAAAAAUCAUAUCUUAGGUAAAUGCACAUCUAGAUAAAUGUAGCACUUCUAUUUCAUUUAGGCACAAAUCUGUCAAAACAAAA